This is a messenger RNA of Dryobates pubescens (Downy woodpecker), 3330 nucleotides long. RefSeq names its product 5'-nucleotidase domain containing 1 (gene NT5DC1). Gene Ontology annotation, molecular function: 5'-nucleotidase activity. The coding region runs from base 59 to 1423 and encodes 454 amino acids. Lineage: Eukaryota; Metazoa; Chordata; Aves; Piciformes; Picidae. The transcript has 12 exons. The record is from RefSeq and is a predicted model, not a curated record.
CCCCUUCCUCCUCCUCCUCCUCCGUCCGCCUCCCCUUGGCGGCGGUGGCGGUUCGGCAAUGCAGCAGCAAUUCUCCCUGGCUGACUGCGACGUGAUGGGCUUCGACCUGGACCACACGCUCUGCCGGUACCACCUCCCGCAGAGCGCACGGCUAAUAUAUGAUAGUUUUGCACAGUAUCUGGUAACAGAGAAGGGUUAUGACAAAGACUUGCUGAUCCUAGCUCCAGACAACUUGGACUUCUGUUGCAAAGGCUUGGUGUUGGACAUUGAAGAAGGAAACUUCCUGAAACUUGCAGAAGAUGGAACAGUUUUAAGGGCAAGCCAUGGUACAAAGACCCUGACAUCCGAAGAGAUCCUGGAGACUUAUGGAAGGAGGGAGUGGAAGCAUUUUAAUACAGUCAGUGGAAUGGUUUCCCGCUCAGCUAAAUACUAUUUGUAUGAUAAUUAUUUUGACCUGCCAGGAGCUCUCUUGUGUGCAAGGGUUGUGGACACCUUAGAUCAGCAUGAUGGGCAGAGAAAAUAUGACUUCUGGAAAGACAUGGUAGCUGCUAUCCAGCAUAAUUAUAAAAUAUCAGCUUUUAAAGAAGACUGUGGGAUGUAUUUCCCAGAAGUGAAAAAUCAUCCAGACAAAUAUUUACAAAGAUGUCCUGAGUCUGUAAAAAAGUGGCUGAAGCAACUGAAGAGUGCUGGGAAGAUUCUGCUCUUAAUUACUAGUUCUCACAGUGAUUAUUGCAGACUCCUGUGUGAACAUAUUCUUGGGAAUGACUUUGAAGAGUAUUUUGAUGUUGUGAUCACAAACGCUUUAAAACCUGGAUUCUUCUCCCAUACCCCAAACCAAAGACCUUUCCGAACUCUGGAGAAUGAUGAGGAGCAGGAGGCUCUGCUAUCACUGGACAAGCCUGGCUGGUAUUCCCAAGGUAAUGCUAUCCAGCUUUAUGAACUACUGAAGAAGAUGACUGGCAAGUUGGAUCCUAAGGUUGUUUAUUUUGGUGACAGCAUGCACUCAGAUAUUUUCCCAGCACGUCACUAUAGCAACUGGGAAACUGUCUUUAUCUUAGAGGAGCUUCUAGGGGACAAAGUUUUGGUGCCUGCAGAGGCUGAAGCUGAGCCCUUGGAGAAGAAAGGAAAAUAUGAGGAAGAUCAGCCCAAAGCUCCUUACUUUGUAUCUAAGCAGUGGGGAUCUUUCUUUGUGGACAGAUUGCCAGCUCUAGAAAGUGCAGAGGAAACCUUAGUUCACACGUGGUCCUGUCGGUGUAUUAGCACCUACAGCACUAUUGCAAUCCCAAGUCUCGAAGCAAUAGCAGAUUUACCACUGGAUUAUAGAUUUACACGAUUUUCCUCAAAUAGCUCAGCAACUGCCGGGUACUACCCCAGCCCUCCAAGAGCACUUCUGCCAAAUGAGGAGUCAGUGACUAUGAAAUAGGUUGUUGGCUUUUUCCCCUUAAAUAACCCUCUGGUCCUUACUUAAACUGCUUUCAAAUGCUAAUUGGUGAAAAUGCUGUGUGAUGCUUCAUAAAAUAGAGUGAUGGAUUAAAGCAGACUCCUGUGCAGACUUGUGUUUCACUUGUUGCUCUAAUCCAGCUGGAACAGGUGAGCAAUGCAUCCUUCUCUCUAAAUCUGCUGACCACCACUGUGCUUUGCAAAGUGUUGAGUGGCUUCUUCCAUGCACUGCACAAAGCCUUUAAGAGAAAUGUAGUAGUAAUAACACAUCCCAAGUUAUAUUCCACAUUUUCAAGGAUGUUUUUGGUGCUAUUCCUAUGAAAGGUGAUGCUGUUGCUACCAUAAACCCUGGGAAAGCCAUGAACCUGACCCUCAGUUAUAUUUCAUUAAGAGUUCCCUUGGACAGCCCAGGUUAUCAGCUUAGAUCAGUGUUUUGCAUGCUCUGAGGAAUGUAUUCUCUCCUGUAACUGUUCUGGUUGAUACAGAAAGACUGAAGCCUAAAGAGAAAGAUUCAUCAUACCCAAAAAGAGACUUGGAUGGGAUUUAGGCACCUAAAUGCAGACUGAUAGUCCUGAAAGCCUUUGUCAUGUGCUUCAUAUUCCUGAAAGUGCCUAACCACUAUUCAACAGUGAGCUUCCCCACAUGCCUUCUCCUCAUUUAGUCUUCAAUACCUCAAGAGUCAGAGCAGCUCUGCAGAAGAAGGGAAACCUGAAUUCUCCACCUCUCUGGGAAAUUCUUCCAUGAGUAGGAAGGAUAUAGCACCCAGCUAUCCAGAGCCUGUCUUCACCAAGUACAGCCUCAGGCCAGAGGAGAAGGAAGACUGAAGAGAGAAACUGAAUGUGUGCUUUCUUAUCUGCUAGCUUAAACAAAGGGGCAUCCUCUUACCUGUGGACUCGGUUCCAAAGACCCAUUCUCCAACCCCUUCUCCAGGGAGCCUUUGGUUCAGAUGCAAAAACAUGUCAAAGAUGCUUCUUUAGCCUGCAGUUUUGUCUCACUAGGGUGGCAGAAUUUUGGAUAAAUUUCCCUCAAAGUUUAAAGAACAAUAAACACCAACUGUAUUUUCUUGUUUUCAAAAGGAGUUUACUUCCUUAGGCCUAGGCAGUUAUCAGAAUGCAUUUAACUUGUGUUAACACAUUUCCAUCAUAGCCUUGGAAUCACUAUGAUUGGAAAAGUCCUUCAAGAUCAUUGAGUCAGCCAUUCUCUAACUCUACCAUGUCUGGUGCUAAAUCAUGUCCCCCAGCACCACAGCUCACCCCUUAUUUUUGCAGCUUCACCAUCUAAAGUAUUUUGUGUCAGAAUCAGACACAAGCACCAUUCCACCUCACUUCAGGGCUAGUGACUUUUGUUUCCAUACUUCUUUCCCUGCCUUUACAUAGGGUGCUAUUUUUACACUGUGGUCCAGUACACUUACAAGUUAAUACUCAACACUUCCAAUUUAACAUGAGGGAUUGUGGAGUUUUGAAAGGGAAACACAAAACACAUGAGGGGGAAAAAACUAUUGAGGAUAGCUUUUCCUUAAACCAAAGUGGAUGAGGAAGGAAGAUGCAAGUUCCAUUCUCCUCCUCAUAAACUAUAGGCUGAAAAAUAUUCAGCCUCAGAAGGUAACAAUGUGACACUCAAGUUUAUUUUGAGAUUGUUUUUUAAUUAGCAUCAAUGUCUUGAGCAGCAAAUCUGGCUCAUGAUAAGGCUAUGAUGUGUCUUAUGCAGAGAGAUGCCCAGAUUAAAAUCUCAGAUCCCUGAUUACAGCAUCAUUUGAAACUGUAACCUGGGUCAAGUAAUCCUCUGCAAAUAAUUUCUAACUAGGCCAUGGUCCAGACCAAGAUUGUGCACCCUCAGGCUUUGACUGGUCUGAAUUUUUGUAGGUAACUGAUUUUUGUAGGUAGAGGAUUA